AUUUGAAUCCUUGCUGAAUUUUGAAGCAAGUAAGAGAGAGAGAGAUACACAUUACAACUAAAAAAAUGGCCUUUGUGGAGAUUGAUUUCCAUGGUGAAAUAUUCAAACAUUAUGCCUUGAUCAUUGCAUUUCUGGUUCUGAAGAUGAUGUUCUAUGUACCUUGGACUGCUGUUACCAGGAUCAGGAGAGGGGCAUUUGCAAACCCAGAGGACAUUCUUCCAUGGAUCCAAGAUGCCAAAGUCACACAUAAUGAUGAAGUUGUGGAAAGAAUCAGGAGAGCCCAUAGAAAUGACUUGGAAAACAUACCUUUCUUCAUGGUCAUUGCAUGGCUUUACAUGAUGACAGGACCUAGUGUGGAUUUGGCAAAGACUCUGUUUGAGGUGUUUGCAGUGUGCAGAUACAUGCACACUAUGGUUUAUGCAUUGUUUCCUUUGCCUGCUGCAGCCAGAAGUUUAGCUUUCAUGUUGGCAUUCCUUGUGAUGGGCUACAUGACUAUUUGUGUCCUUGUUUCAUGCUAUGUUUGAAGGUGAUGGUUUUUCUUCAUCUUUCACUUGUUCAAUACAGAAGCUCUUUCUUCAAAGUUCAUGAAAUAUAAUAGUAUGAGAAUGAUAA
Molecule: messenger RNA, 612 nt
Organism: Notodromas monacha
Lineage: Eukaryota; Metazoa; Arthropoda; Ostracoda; Podocopida; Cyprididae
Source: the annotation of a GenBank genome assembly